AUGUCAAACACCGAACUCCCCAACCCCGGGCGCCGCCGCAAACCAGCCAACAUAUACUACACACUCCCAUACUUCGAACCAGUCAUGUACUCCUACGUCUUCAUCGGCUCAUCCAUCUUGGCCUGGGUAGCCGACUACCUCACCAUAGUUGGAAAAACAUGUAUGUGGACCGGGUUCGCCAUAACGUGCGCACUAGUGAUCGCCACCCACCCAACGAUCACCACCGAUCGGAUAAGACCCGAUGAGAAGGGAAAUCCUAUAAAAGUACGCCGUCCGCUGGUCGGGUUUAAAAGAUGGGAGUUUGCUUUGGAUAUCGAGAGUAUUGAGAAUGGGCUUUAUGAUGAUCCGUAUGGGAAUUCGGAUGAAAGACUUCAUGAUGGGUCACCAUGGGAUGCCCUUCCAAACACCUACAAACAGGCAGUCUUCAAAGAACAAGGCGCCAGCCUAUCCCUAGAAGAAGUAAGCUUAACUCCGCCUAAGCGUGACGAAAUUCUAGCCAAAGUCGAAGCAUAUGGCGUAUGCUAUUCCGACCACUUCGCGCAGACAAAUCCACUCCCCUCGUUCCUGGCCAUGAGGUUAUCAGACAAGUGGCUGCGGGUGGGGAGGAUGAGACUAUUUAGAAGGGUGUAUAGCAUGGUAGACAUGAUAGUAUCUAAGUUUUUCCCCUUCCCCGAUAUUGUUGAUAUUUAUACACUGGAAAGGUGUGUGAUAACGAAUGCCGAAUACUGCACUAUCCGUCGCGAAGCAGCAAUUCACAUCCUACAGCACGUCAACGCAGCCAAAUACGCGCCGAUGCUCUGCGCCGACGUAACAGUCUUUAACUUAAUCCGGCAAAUGAACAUCCCAACCGAUGAAAUUAUCCAUCCAAGGACUGGACGGGCUGGGUCAUCCGGCGCUGCAGUAUGCGAACAAAAUGUGAUACCGGGUCGUGGCACUAUCGUGGUGUUCCGAGAAGAAAGGCUUUGCGUGGAAAUUGGGGGCGUUCGGGAGGAUGCUAUUGCUGCGUGGCAGAAGCUUAGGGGAGCGAGCCCGGUUGUUUCUAUGGCUCCUAUGCUAGAGAUUAUUAAUCCGCUUAUUCGAGGGUUAGGUGUUGGAAAGGGCAUGUCCAUCUGGAGCUGGCCUAGUGGUCAUGCCGCCGAUUCCGAGGAUGCAAUUGCCUUUGCGGACCUGCAUGGCAUCAAUUGUCUGGAGGAAGAGUUCCCCUUGGAACACUGCAACGAAGCAUUUGCGGCUAUGGUGGAGGGAAGUGUACGGUUCCGUGCGGUCAUCACAAUGCAGUAA
Penicillium canescens is the source of this 1281-nucleotide messenger RNA. RefSeq names its product Polyketide synthase enoylreductase. Bases 1 to 1281 code for a protein of 426 amino acids. Lineage: Eukaryota; Fungi; Ascomycota; Eurotiomycetes; Eurotiales; Aspergillaceae. The record is from RefSeq and is a predicted model, not a curated record. The transcript has 9 exons.